This is a messenger RNA of Syngnathus acus (greater pipefish), 5433 nucleotides long. RefSeq names its product SIX homeobox 5 (gene six5). Gene Ontology annotation, biological process: regulation of transcription by RNA polymerase II. Lineage: Eukaryota; Metazoa; Chordata; Actinopteri; Syngnathiformes; Syngnathidae. The transcript has 3 exons. The coding region runs from base 67 to 2853 and encodes 928 amino acids. Gene Ontology annotation, cellular component: nucleus; transcription regulator complex. The record is from RefSeq and is a predicted model, not a curated record. Gene Ontology annotation, molecular function: RNA polymerase II cis-regulatory region sequence-specific DNA binding; DNA-binding transcription factor activity, RNA polymerase II-specific.
CUAGUGCAGGAGAGAGGAGCGAGCAGGCGGAGGAGGAGGAAGGGGAAAAAAAAGUUCAAGUAAAAAAUGGCUUCCUUGUCUCUGGAGUCCACAGAACAAUCCGACAAUAGCGCAGAGGAGCCCACCGCCGCGGAGGACGAGAAAGACGCGGACCAAGUGGCCGAACGCUUGCUUCAAACUUUCCAGCUCUCCGCGGUGAGUUUUUCCACGGAGCAGGUUUCGUGUCUGUGCGAGGCCCUCCUGCAGGCGGGCAAUGUGGAUCGCCUGUGGAGAUUCCUCUCUACCAUCCAUCCCUCGUCCGAGCUGCUACGUGGCAACGAGACCCUGCUCAAGGCCCAGGCUCUGGUGGCGUUCCACAGGGAACACUUUAAGGAGCUAUACGCGUUGCUGGAGAGCCACGACUUCCAGCCGUCCAACCACGUCUUCCUGCAGGACCUCUACCUGAGAGCCCGCUACAAGGAGGCAGAGAGGUCCCGCGGCCGCAGCCUAGGCGCCGUGGACAAGUACCGACUCAGGAAAAAGUUUCCACUGCCAAAGACCAUCUGGGACGGCGAAGAGACGGUCUACUGCUUCAAGGAGAAGUCUCGCAACGCCCUGAAGGAGUGCUACAAAAGCAACAGGUAUCCCACUCCGGACGAGAAGAAGAACCUGGCCAAAGUCACCGGGUUGUCCCUGACGCAGGUCAGCAACUGGUUCAAGAACCGGCGGCAGAGGGACAGAACCCCGCCUGGGACGCACUGCAAGAGUGAGUCUGAUGGAAACCACAGCAGUGAGGAUGAGGCAAGCGCUAUGGAUGAAACCCCAGACAAAGCGGAGGAGCCCGCCGCCGGCGCCGCCGCCAAGGCCUCAGUCAUCUCGCUCUCAGCGGUCAACUGCACCUCGGCAGGUCAGCUGAUCGUCAACGGCUCUGGCGGCUUCCUCACAGCUUCCCAACCGAUACUGUUCAAUGGAAAUUCCCUCAUCUCCGGUACCGGCGCUGGUGUCAUCAUCAACGGGCUGAGCUUGGGAGAUGGCCAGAAAGUCACCCUGAGUCAAGUAGCCAGCUCCCCUUUGAUAGUAAACGGGGCUCAGGUUCUAGCCAAACCAGACGGUCCGCAGCAAGCGGUGUCCUUGGUAGAUCAGCAGGUUUUGCCCCUAGUCACCAAAGCAAACAGUCUUCCAGCAGUUGUCCUUAACAGUCACGCUUCACCGGUCUCCAACCCAACAUCAGUCAUCACUCUUCCCGCGCAAUCCAAGAGUCAAAGUAGUGCGAUGGAUUUUAUCGCCGUGCCAGAAGACAUGAUAAAACAAGAAAGUAGUGAGCCAGCUUGCUCCUCUUCGUCACCUUCACCGCCAACCAGCCUUCCUUCGCUGGUUCUUGCACAAACCCCCCAGUGCCAGGAGGCCUUGCCCAUCACUAGCUCUGCCUUGCCCCUCUCAAGUCAGCAAGGAGAAUAUAUCGUCUUUGCCAGUUCAGCCUCUCAGAUAAACCCUUCGAGCUCACUGGUCAACUCCAGUAACUCAACCCCUCAGGUGUUCUCCUUGCCCCAGGUUGUGCCUUCCAUUCAGGGUAUACCGGUAUCCCAGUUGGUUCAGCACUCCUCCAUAGCACAGAUGCCCCAACGUCCUCAGCUAGUCCCAGUUUCCUCUCUCACGUCACCAGCAAUCAACUUCCAAGGCUUUCCCACAAUGACCAGGCAGCUGGAUGCUUCUACACCCUUAGCUGAUGGUUCCACAACCAUCGUGUCAAUCUCACAGGUACCUAGUACUCCUCUCCCACAAGUGACCCGGCAACUUGGGGCCCAAACCAUCAACUCCUCCCCCACGAAGCUCCAGUCGCCACAGGUCAUUUCUAUCUCCUCCCCAACACAAGUGGUUCCAGUACCGCAGGCAAAAUCCACUGCACCAGCCAAGUUAGUCCCCCUAUCCGUCCCCCAGCUGGUGCCGGUCUCAUCCAUCCAGACAUCUUCCACCAUCUCGUUCCCCCAGGUGGUUCCUGCCAGUCCCUCUCUGUCCAUGCCCUCAGCCGGAGUGCCUAUGCAGAUCCUGGCUUCAGCGCAUGGUGGAAUCAAUCAAACUCCUCUCAGGCUAAACCAACUGAGACCGAUUCAGAGUGUGGGCCCACCAACCAACGUGAAUCCUGGUAUGCAUCUGCUCAAUUCUGGGAUCAUUCAGCUACCUUCUGCACCUCAAGGUAACCUUCUUCUGAGUGGAAGCCCUUACUUGAGUGUCCAGCAAGGGAAGCUGAUUCUGACCAUCCCGGCUGGCUUUCAACUUACUAGUUUGCCUUUGAAACCAGUUCCUGACCCUUCCCCCCUUCCAGCCAAUGGUAUGAACCUUGGUCUAACAGCAUCAAACAUCCCUGUAACGUCCCAGCUUUCAAGCACCCCCGAUCAGCCCACCAACAUCCUCGCAACGUCUCCUCUGAACUUCCUCAAUCCGCCCACCCCGUACUACACCACAGAGAGUGGAAGUGCAGCCACCCAGACGUCCACAGUUUCCUCUUCGACCACGCUAGACCCAUCAGUCGCCCCUACCACGCCAAAUGCUCUCUCGCCGGAGAGCAUGCUUACCCUCAGUCCCAUGUACGGAGGGGGGGUGACGACUAACAUGCAGUUGUCCCAGCCGGCCUGGAGCCCGCUACCUCUUUCUGCCUCAGCCGGUCUGACUCUCUUUGAUGGACGAGGGAAGGGGGACCUAGCUGUUGAUCCAGCUCUGUUGGGUCUACCGGGUGGGGAGGCGCUGCUUCUGGGGAGCACGUCUCCGGAGCAGGACACCAGCUCCCCACUAGGGCAUACCGAAGAGAUGGACGGGGAGACCAAGAUUCUGACUCAGCUUCAGUCGGUCCCUGUGGAUGAUGAUCUGGGCUUGUAGACAUGUUUACCGACCACGUCUGGAAAAAAAACGAUCACACCACCGAAAAAACAAUCAAAUGGUGCCUUGCUAGUUUAUCUUGACCUGUUCACUCUUGUACAACCAUCGCAGCCUCAGCUGGCACCUCAGCUUUAAUGGACAACAUGGGACAUCCAUCCAUCCAUCAGUUUUCUACCGCUUAGCCUUUUCUAGAAAGUCGGAGUGUGUCCCAGAUGACUUUGAGCUAAAGACCACACCCUGGAUUGACCACCAAUCACUGACUGGGCACCUAAAGACAAUCAUUCACACUUGUAUGCGCCUACAGUCUGCGAGUGAGCUUGAAAGCAAUCCAACACCAGCUACACCAAAAUCGACAUCCUACUAUUGAUAGAAAAUUGUAGAGUUUCAAGAGUAGUGGUGCUUUUCAAAGUGUGAGGUACUGGUAAUGCACCACAAGUACGUCAACCGACACUAGGUUCGCAUGCGGCUUCCUUAGGCCACAAAACAAACAACCUACAGGAUAUUUUGUACGUAAUGUAACACGGGAUUCUAGUUUACAUUCACUUCUGUAUCAUUUUAACAAAUCAAAUAUUUGCAAGGACGUCUUGCAAUUUCAAGGAAAAUAAUUUCUCAAACUGACAUUUGAAAAUUUAGCAGAUUGAUACCUCAAUGAUUGUCCGUCUCAACCUUGUUAGGCAGCUUUUCUGGGUCAUAUUUUCUGGAAUAUUCUUGUCCAUUUUAAGAACGCAAAAAAAAAAGAAGCAAAUAAGAGAUUUCCAAAUACUUUAUAUACAUUUUUUAGAUUUCUCAAGCUGCUGCGCCUUCCGGAGUUUUUUGGCAUCUCACACUUUGAAUAGCUCUGUUAAACCAAACUGCAUCCAGAUUGAAUUAAUGGCCGUUGUGCAAGGAAUGAGUACGACCGCAUUUGUUCUUGCAGCUGGUUCAAAUGUUUCGCUACACUUGCACUGUGGAUGUGUGUGGUGGCUUUUUGUUGGCAGUGCAGUCGUCGGUCAUAGUUUUGGAGGGAACACAGUCAACUAUUCAGCAGACCAUCUGGGAAGGGCACAGGUCUUGAAAUAGUUGGGUGUUGGCUGACUUAUCCAAAAAUGCUUAUUUUUGUUUUUAUUGUUUAUAAUGUACUACCAAGGAGUCCAGAUUUUUAUGUGACACAAUAUGUACGUUUGUAAAGCUUCCAGGGACAUCCAGUUGUAUUUUAUGAGCUGUAUUUACCACUUGAAUAACACGACUGCCCUUUUUUUAACAUCAACUAUGCAAUUUUUAUACUUCUAGGACACUAAAGUGUCUCAAGUUGGUAAAAACGUAGGAGCGCAACGAAAGCUUUACCUUUCUCAACUUGACAUCCUGAUGCUGCGUGACACUAAAACACAACAAAAAGUGCCUUAUAUUAAAGCUUAUACGUUUUGAAUCAAAUGUUUUUAGAUGUCUGCAACCGAACGAGACUCGCGUUGGAAUAGUCGUCUGUGUGGUUUUCAUUUUCCGGUUAAAAAAAUACGUUGAUGUGUUUUUGUAUAUUUUGCACAUUGCAUUCAUACAAUGUUUACGCCGUUGCUACAACAGUAUUUGGACACAAGACCUUAAAAUUGUGGAAAAAAUUCCAUAAUUCAAGUCUGAAAUGGUCUUGUGGACCUUCCACUGUCAGCGGUGAAACAUUUUGGCCAUUAAUGGUACACACACACUUUUUAAAGUCUUUGUCGUUACAUUAUGGCCAUUUUUGUGGCAACAUACAAUGGCCAUAAAAGGUCUACACACCCCUGUUCAAAUGUGUUUUUUGUGAUUCAUUCUGAAAUUCAAUGUGACCUACACAACACGACCAUUUUUAAAAAUCUUUUCAAAAAGGGGUAAAUAAAAAUAACUGGGAUGUGGUUGUAAAAGUGUGCACACCCUCUUAACAGGUUGUGGCUGUGUUUAGAAAUAACCGAUCGCAUUCACAUUCUUGUUAAAUUGGAUUAACCACAAAUUUCUGAUGUUCUAUGAUUUCCCCAACACCCACAGAUUAUUAUUAUUAUUGUCGAUGAAAACAGGCCACGUUAAUAGUGUUAAAAUGUUAAUGAUGAAAAACGGGCAUUUGAGCAGGGGUGUGUAGACUUUCUAUACAAGUCUGUUUUGUUUGUACAUUUAAACCAAAACUCAUCUUGUCCAUUGGUGUUUCGCGUUUUAUUUGAAGAAAAAAGAAAAUGACAUUCAUUUUCAUCAGUUGUUCAAAUAAAUGUUUUAAGCGGUCGCCACAGAUGGACAGAUCAUUUGUAUUAAGCAUUUAAAUAACAGAGGGAUAAAGGGAAAUAUGAAUUUGUAUGUCAAAUAUGUUUUGUCUGGUGCAUGAGCCAUCUCUAACUAAAAUCACAUCAAUACAACAAGCCUGUUUGGGCAAAUGCACAAUUGUAUGUUUGGGAGUUUUAGCUUUCCUACCGGACACACACACACACACACACACACAAAGAACUCCAGCAUUCACCAAAGAUAAUGUAUUGACUAUUUGAUAGUGUUUGAAAAGGGAUCACUUGUUUUGUUUUCUCCUCUUUUGUAUUAAAUGCAUUCUAUUUUUUAUAUUACACGCCGAUGUAAUAAAGUACAUUUAUAUGA